Messenger RNA from Phyllopteryx taeniolatus (common seadragon), 6292 nucleotides. RefSeq names its product glutamate receptor, metabotropic 3 (gene grm3). Gene Ontology annotation, molecular function: group II metabotropic glutamate receptor activity. The record is from RefSeq and is a predicted model, not a curated record. Gene Ontology annotation, biological process: G protein-coupled glutamate receptor signaling pathway; regulation of synaptic transmission, glutamatergic. Lineage: Eukaryota; Metazoa; Chordata; Actinopteri; Syngnathiformes; Syngnathidae. The coding region runs from base 1074 to 3719 and encodes 881 amino acids. Gene Ontology annotation, cellular component: membrane. The transcript is spliced from 15 exons.
UUGAUCAUUCUGAGGAUUCGCUGCAUGGCUGCUUGCAUCUUUUUAAAUUUUGUUGUUGUUGUGUGCUUUUUUAGUGGACUCGCAAGUGGACAGAUGGUUGAAGAUGAAUUCUGCAUCUCUUUACUCCUCAUCGUCUCUGUCUACUGGCUGGCUGUUGAGCCGAGUGGUAAACAUGUGCAAAGAAGGAUGGCGGUGGAAUGGCUAAGUUUUCUUUUUAUCCAAUAAAAAUGUCUCUGUGCAAAGAUCAAUUGUUGUUGCUAGGAGACUGAAGCAUCCUUUGGCAGUGGGCUUCAGCUCACCACGUCUGUUUUUUCCCUCCUUCCCUCUCUCUUUUUCUCACUCUCUCUCUCUUUCUCUCUCUCUCGCCCUCUCUCAUAUACAACCACACAUUCUUCCUCCCUCACUCUGUCUCUCAGGGAACACACACGCACUCACUCACACACAGCGGCAGCAUCCUCUCUCUCAGCGUGACUCCUCCGGGGAUCGCAAGUAGACCCAGUCAAACUUCCAGCAGAGAAGGGAUUCACUACAAGACAACAUAAAGGUGAAGGGCGCCUCUGCCACUCCAGCGCCUUCAGCGGACCAACUACACAGCUUGAAGUGAAUUGCUCAAAAGACGGAAAAACACCUGUUGGAAAAAACACAACCAAAUAGAGCAGCAUACUGUAGCUUGGCUGCAAUGUAAUCUGCUGCACUUGGUGCACCAAGGUGGUCUACGCGUCAACCCUGCAUGGAUGCGUUCUCCUGCACAGCACUCCUGCCUCUUAGAGGACGAGAGGUUCCGGUGAUGGAGAAAAAAAAAGCCGGUGAAAUAUGAGAAAGCAGUGUGGUGAUGUUGCUACCUGCCAUCAGCCAUCUGCUCCGUUCCAUCUUCUCUCAGGACUGAUUUCCUCAUGGUGUGUCCCUCAACGUGCACCCCUCUUCCAGUCCCCCUUGACCGUUUCAUGGGCCACCAAGUGACCCCCGCCGUUCCACCCUUAACCCCUCACCCUUAACCUUCCACCACCUCACCCAGCCCCCCCCCCCCCCCCCCCCCUCUCCCCAUCUGACCCCCUACCGCCGAACACCCAACCAUGGUGGCCCGCGCUCUCGUGGUAGUGAUGAUGUGUCGAGGCGUCCUGCUGUCUGUGGGAGACCCGCCGUCGUCGCGCCGGGAGAUCCGCAUGGAAGGCGACCUGGUGCUGGGCGGUUUGUUCCCCGUGCACGAGAAAGGCGGCGGUGUGGAGGAGUGCGGCCGCGUCAACGAGGACCGAGGGAUCCAGAGACUGGAGGCCAUGCUGUUCGCCAUCGACGCCAUCAACCGGGACCGCCUUCUGUUGCCCGGCGUCACCCUCGGCUUGCACAUCCUGGACACGUGCUCGCGAGAUACCUAUGCACUGGAGCAGGCGCUGGAGUUCGUGCGCGCGUCGCUCACCAAGGUGGACGACUCGGAGUUCAUCUGUCCGGACGGCUCUUACGCGUUGCAGGACGACAGCCCCCUCGCCAUCGCCGGUGUCAUCGGCGGUUCCUUCAGCAGCGUCUCCAUACAGGUUGCCAACCUUCUCAGGCUCUUCCAGAUCCCCCAAAUAAGCUACGCGUCCACCAGCGCCAAGCUCAGCGACAAGACCCGCUACGAUUACUUCGCCCGCACCGUGCCGCCCGACUUCUACCAGGCCAAGGCCAUGGCAGAGAUCCUGCGCUUUUUCAAUUGGACCUACGUCUCCACGGUGGCGUCAGAGGGUGACUACGGCGAGACGGGCAUCGAAGCCUUUGAGCAGGAGGCCCGCAUGAGGAACAUCUGCAUUGCCACAUCCGAGAAAGUGGGGCGUUCUAACGCCAAGAAGUCCUACGAAGCCGUAAUCCGCCAGCUGCUCCAGAAGCCCAACGCCCGCGUGGCCGUUCUGUUCCUGCGCAGCGAUGACGCCCGAGAGCUGCUGGCCGCCGCCGCCAGGCUCAACGUUUCCUUCGUCUGGGUGGCCAGCGACGGCUGGGGGGCGCAGGAGAGCAUCGUCAAGGGCAACGAGGUGACGGCGGAAGGAGCCAUCACGCUGGAGUUGGCCGCCAACCACGUGCCGGACUUCAACCGCUACUUCCUCAGCCUGAAUCCCAAGAAAAACUUACGCAACCCCUGGUUCAGAGAAUUCUGGGAGCAGCGCUUUCAAUGCUCCCUAGGCGGUGGCGGAGGGGAGACGCCGCUGCCCCCGUGCGACGAGGACCUAUCCAUGGACGAGAGCAACUUUGAGCCAGAGUCCAAGAUCAUGUUUGUGGUGAACGCGGUGUACGCCAUGGCCUAUGCCCUGCACAAUAUGCAGCGCAGCCUCUGCCUCAACACCAGCACGCUGUGCGACAGCAUGAAGGCCUUGGAUGGCCGCAGACUCUACCGAGACUUCAUCCUGAACGUCAGCUUCACAGCCCCGUUCUCCCCCGCCGGCAGCGAGACGGCCGUCAAGUUCGACUCCCAGGGCGACGGCGUGGGCCGCUACAAUAUCUUCAGCUACCAGCACUCGGGCGAGCGCUACGCUUACGUGCCGGUCGGCGAAUGGGCCGAGAGUCUGAGUCUUAAUGGCGGUCUGAUUCAGUGGCCCAGGGAGGCGGCGCCCACCUCGCAGUGCAGCGACCCUUGCGAGCGCAACGAGAUGAAGAAAAUGCAGGCAGGCGAGUACUGUUGCUGGAUCUGCACCGCCUGCGAGCCUCAUGAAUACCUUGCCGAUGAGUUCACAUGCUCGCCCUGCGCUCCAGGUCAGUGGCCCACCGACGACCUGACGUCCUGCUACGAGCUCCCUGAAGAUUACAUCAUGUGGGAAGACGCGUGGGCCAUUGGGCCCAUUACCAUCGCCUGUGUGGGCUUCAUGUGCACCGGCCUGGUGCUGUGGGUGUUGGUCCGGCACAAUGACACGCCGCUGGUGAAGGCGUCGGGUCGAGAGUUGUGCUACAUCCUCCUCCUGGGCGUCUUCAUGUCGUACGCCAUGACCUUCCUCUUCCUGGCCAAGCCGUCGCCGGCCAUCUGCGCCCUGCGUCGCCUCGGCCUGGGCACGUCCUUCGCCGUCUGCUACUCUGCGCUGCUCACCAAGACCAACCGCAUCGCCAGGAUCUUCGGCGGUGUCAAGGAUGGAGCAGGCGUGGCCAGGCCGCGCUUCAUCAGCCCGUCCUCUCAGGUCUUCAUCUGCCUGAGCCUGAUUUCGGUGCAGUUGGUAAUGGUGUCCGUGUGGCUGCUGCUGGAGGUUCCGGGCACGCGGCGCUUCACGCUGCCGGAGCGCCGGCAGACGGUCAUCCUCAAGUGCAACGUGCGCGACGCCAGCAUGCUGCUGUCCCUCAGCUACGACGUACUCUUGGUCAUCCUGUGUACGAUAUAUGCCUUCAAGACCAGAAAGUGCCCCGAGAACUUCAACGAGGCAAAGUUUAUUGGCUUCACCAUGUACACCACCUGCAUCAUUUGGCUGGCCUUUCUGCCCAUCUUCUAUGUCACCUCCAGUGACUACAGGGUCCAGACGACCACCAUGUGCAUCUCGGUGAGCUUGAGCGGGUUCGUGGUGCUGGGCUGCAUGUUCGCCCCCAAGGUUCACAUCAUCAUGUUCCAGCCCCAGAAGAACGUCACCAGUCACAGGCUCAACCUCAACCGCUUCAGCGUCAGCGGGACGGCAGUCGCCUCCUACGCCGCUCACGCUUCCGUCAGCACCCACUACGUCCCGAGCGUGUGCAACGGCAGAGAGAUCGUCGACUCCACCACUUCUUCUCUGUGACCGCGCAGCCCAGCCGACCCCGCCCUGCGACUGUUAGCCACGCCCACACAGGCCCUAGCAGCCAAUGAGGUUUCAUUGGCUCACCUAAUGUUGCGGCCUCUGUAACUUUCCCGUCUGAGCAGUGUAGGAAGUGUGUAACUAUAAUUAAAUUAUUUUCUAAAAGGCUUGUACAUAUGUGGAAUGGACAUUGUUGUAAGUAGACCAUCAAAGAAGACACACACACACACACACACAAUCAUUUUUAGGAGGAACUUUUGGGGCCUUUUGUUUUUUGAUAGCUUUGUUAUUCUGAUGUAAAUAGAUUCAGGACGGUGGGAAGGAAGCGGACGCUUGCAAUACCCCACUGACUUUGUAUUAAUGUUAUGAUGAUUAUUCUCAUGGUCUUUUUGUAGGUUCUCGUUGUAAUAAUGAUAAUAAUACUCCAAUGUAUGCAUUUCUAAUGUGUACCUUUUUGUGUAGUAUGGCCGACGGUUGAAACAGCACAAUGUGUGGACAGUAUUUGGGCAAGACUGAAUGUGAGCGUGAUGGACAACAUGUACAAAAAACAAAUACAUCACAUGUAUGUCUUUAUGAAUUUUGUUGCAUUUGACACUUUUUUUUUUUUUUUUUUUUUUUUGCAAAAGAAAAAAUAGUUUUAGAAUCCCUUUAUUCAAAUGGCCAUAGUUAAACACGUGCUCAACCAAGCAAUAGAAAUAGUCGAAAUGGAAAUGAAAAGACAAUUCUGGGAAAUAAAAGAAAUUUGCGCAUCUUAUGUGAAUAUUAUGACAAAAGAGUAGAAACACUACGAGAAUGAUGUUGACGUAUUAAAAGCGAAGUCUUAAUCACAUAUGGACAUAAAGCCAAGGUAUGAGGAAAACAAAUCUUAAUUUCACAAAAAUAAAGUGAUGACAUGAUGAGAAUAUUACGACAACAAAUUGUGAAUAUUACAAAAAUAAAGUUUAAAUAUUAUAAGAAAAUGUCCUAACCACAUUACGACAAUAAAGUAAAAAAAAUAUAUAUGUGGGAAAAAAAACAUUUCAAUUUUAUGAAAAUAAACUGGUGAGGUUUUGAGAAUAAAAUCUAAAAUCAGUCUAUAAAUUAUAACAAUAAAGUUGACAUAUAAAGACUCACAUGAAGACAAUAAAACCUAAAUAUCAGGAGAAGAAAAUCUACAUUUUAUGGAGUGGUGAGAUUUUGAAAAUAUGAGAGUAAAGAAGUUGAAAUAAUAAGGGAAUAAGUUGAAACUAUUACAAGAAAAAAGACUGACAGUCAAAAUACUAAGAGUAAAAAAAUCUUAAUUUUCCAAAAAUAAACGAAGUAAUUGUAAAAACAUCAGGAUGAGAAUGAAGUCAAAAUACUACAAGCAAAAAAAGUCCCAAUAAACCUCUAAUCGCAUAACGACAAUAAAGUCAAAUUUUACGAGAGCAAACAUUUUAUGAAAAUAAACUGGUCAGAUUAUGAGAAUUUUAUAGUUAUUAUUAUUAUGGUCAGAUUAUGAGAAUAUUAUGACAAAAGAGUGCAAAUAUCACAAUCGAAAAGUGGUAAUGUUAUUUAGCGUACUCAAUGACUUUUACGAAGAAAAAACUCAAAGCAUCAUGAGACAAAACUCUUAAUGUAAAAAAAUUAAAUCAUCAUUUAGACUUUACUAAAGUAAAGUCGAAAUAUUGCAAUGGAAAAUCACAUCAAUAACCGUGAUAUGAAAAAAUGAAAAAUAUUACAAGAUUGUCACAAGAAUAAAGGCAUCUAAAUCUUAAUUUUAUUCAAAUAAAGCUGACAUUUGAAGACUAAAAUAGACUUAAUAUGACAAAAAGAUGGAAUGUUGUGAAGUCGUAAUGUUACAAAAAUAAUUGUAGUUGCAUUAUGACAGUCAAAAUAUUUAAUGCUCUGAAACUAGUUAUAAUAUUAUGAUACAAAAGUCUUAAUAUUACCAGAGUACUGUAUUUGUAAAACCCCCAAAAAUCCAAAUGUUAUAAAAAAUAAAGUUGUUCUUUGAGAACAAAGUAGUAAUAUUACACCCAAAAAAAGGAAAAAUAUUAGACAAUAGUAGCAAUAUUAAUAGAUUAAGGUAAUAAUAUGAGAAAAAGUAAACACUGUAUAACCAGGAAAAAAAUGUAUUAAGAGAAAAAAGUAAUAAGAAAAAAAGUACUACAAAAAUGAAAUAUAACAAGAAUGUUAAUUUAAUUAUAUAUAAAGUUAUAAUGUUACGAGAAAAGUUUAUCAUAAGAAUAACAAUGUAAUCCAUCUCAACAAUAAGUACUGUUGUAAUAUUAUGAGUUGUUAAAAUUUUUUAUUUUUUUUUUAAAUCGAAAUGUUAUGGAACGAAAUUGGGAUAUGAGGAAUAAGUAGUAAUAUUACAAUGAAUAAAGUCGAACUAUUAUUAGAAAAUAGUAAAAAUAUUAGGAGAAUAGACAUAAUAUUAAGAACAAAAUUAAUAUUACCUGAUUUUUUUCAUCUGGUGAAAAUGUAAUAUUAAUAGAAUAAAGUCUAAAUAUCAUGCGACACAAUUGAUGUCAUAAUACUAACCUUUGUAAAAGUGCACUUUGAUAACAAGCAAGUAAAGCAAAAUAAAAUAAAUUGAGCCUAUGAGAACUAGA